This is a messenger RNA of Triticum aestivum (bread wheat), 462 nucleotides long. RefSeq names its product pantoate--beta-alanine ligase-like. Lineage: Eukaryota; Viridiplantae; Streptophyta; Magnoliopsida; Poales; Poaceae. Gene Ontology annotation, molecular function: pantoate-beta-alanine ligase activity. The coding region runs from base 137 to 427 and encodes 96 amino acids. The transcript has 4 exons. Gene Ontology annotation, biological process: pantothenate biosynthetic process. The record is from RefSeq and is a predicted model, not a curated record.
CAUCAUCACGCUCAACGGCUUCGCCCCCAUCAUCAUCGAGUUCUUCGAUUACGCGGCAAACAGGUGUGCGACCAGCCGGCAACCAGCGGCGCCAUCUCUAUCCCCCGACACUGGAUAAUGGCAUGGCUAAUGGCCUAUGCGCGGUGCGCCCGUCAGUGCCCGUGCUCCCAGGCCGGUGCGGCCGUCACAGCUGCUUGCUCAAGGCGGCGUGUUGGCUGCCUGGUUCGUGACCUUGAUUUUUCAUAGAGAUAUAGUAGAAUCGGAUAUAGUGCGAGAAGCCAAUGGUAUUGCAAUGAGAUCUCAUAAUAUCAGUCUAUCCCAUGAGGAAAGGGAGAAGGCAUUAUCCAUUAGUAGAUCACUGGUAAAUGUUAGAACUGCCGCAUUGAAUAAUAGCAACAGUGCUGGUGAACGUAUAAAGGACAAAUAGUGCAAACACUGACUGAAGCUGGUGGUCAGGUUGAU